GUGUUGUAUUCAUGCCAAGCGCCCGACGGUCACUCUAGGGGCGGAGUAUCGAUAGUAGCGCACCAAGCAUCGAUGUAGUUUUUACAUCCCUAUUCUGCAAUAUUAUUUCACGGCACGGUCCAAAAACACAGAUAACAGGGCUUGGUUGGAGUCGCGCAAACGCAAAUAGAAGCCAUGGACGUUGCCCCCGCACCGCCCGUCAGUUCCGGCGGCUAUCAGAGCACCCAGCAGGCGCCGAUCAGUCCCAAUCAAAAUCCAAACCAAGCGCCGGUCGCACUCGCAAAGGCAACAACAAUCGAAAAUGGUGUACAAACAGGAGGAGCGAAAAAGCCAGAGAGCUGCGGUGAGAAAGCACCCGAGCCGACACAUUCCACUGGGGCUGGCCAGAAGGACGAAAGGGACGAGGGCAAGCCGAAGACCGAGCUGGCUGACAAAGUAUUGAUUACCAUAUGCAGCGCCGAUCGCAAGAUCAAGAAGACCUUCAUGUCGUUGCCCACUCGGAAGGAUGUGAUCGACAAAGCUCACAAAUACGGCCUGUGCGGUAACACAAUCGUCCUGGAGAGCAACGGCUGCGAGAUCUGCGAGGACGACGUGCUCUUGUUCGCCGCCAAGGAGAAGAUUCUGUUGAUGCUCCUCGCCGAGUCGGAGGAGUAUGUGGUGCUUCCUCCGCCGUCGCCGCUCAAUCGAUCCGAACGCGCCGGCAGCUCGGUGGAUCCCAGCUUCUAUGCCAACAACAGUAUUGUGUCGAAUCCGAACGAUUCGACGGUCUCUAAUGACGAGACCAUGUCGCUGUCCAGCGUAACGCCAUCAAGUGCAAAAAAUUCUGCAUUAUUCAAGGAGUUCUCGAUACCCUGGAGCAAGGUGCCUGUGGACAUCAUGAAACUACUGAAGGGAAAAGGGAGUCUGGGCAAGCGCUUGAAUACACUGGCAAAUGUUUUGGUGGAGGCUCUCCGAGAAAUAUCUGCCCACAUUCCCAUACGGAUUUUCCGGCAGGUCGCCCAGCAAGCGGCUGAAAAGUACCCUGACUCCUUACUCGAAAAAGACCGCGAGGGACAGUUUAUAGCCACCACUCCGCAAUCGCUCAUAUCCAAGAUGAUCAACCGCAACAAUGCGCUCAACAAACCCCAGAAACGCGGCGGAUCGGGAACCUUUGAGAUUCACAUCCCUAAUAAAAAACGAAAAUUCGGAGGUGGUGCUUCCAAUGGCGAUGCCAAAGCACUGGCUCUCAAUAGGGAUUUGGAGCAGAAGAAGGAGUUACUAAUCUCCAGUUGGCGAGGCAGUUCCCCCCUGGAACAGUCUGUCAUAAUCGAAUACAUGAAAGAGUGCUUUCCGCUGCAGCGCUCCUUUUUCAAUAACAGCGAAAAAAUCCCGGAUAUAACGGCCAUCAAGGACAAUUGGCCAUAUAUUUUUGACAAGGCUGUGCUGUACCAGCACUUUGAGCUGCUUAUGUCCAUCGAUCCGCGGGCUUUAGAGAAGCGCUUGGCUGGUGAAAAGGAUCGUUUCUUCAGGUUCUUUAAGAGUUCGAAGAACAAGAAGAUCAGCGCUUUGGAGGAGACCAACGCUAAUUUCCUGCGUGGCAUAGCGUAUUAUUUCAAUGAGGAUCCCGACUACAUUUUCAAGCACCUUGAGAGCAGUUCCCUUAGUAAGGAUGCGCUGCAAAGCACAAAUCCCACAAACGCCCCCUGGGUGGCUCUAGUCAAUUCACCCAUUACAACGGCCGACGGCGUGGAAUCGCAAGUGGAGGCGAAGGUCUACAUCGAAGGCCAGAUAAUGGCCACAUUCGCCGCCAAAGACGAAGACCUGCCGGACAUUCUGGCCCAGUUGAUCUGCUACUACUAUACCUUUAACAUGAUGUACCCUAAGGAAGCCAAUCAAACACUCGAAUUUAUCGUCGUUUACUUUCUGCAGCACUCGCCGGAACAAGUGCGAUCGGCUAAAAAAUCGGUGACCACCAACGGCAAGUUUAACCACCUCAUCGCCAAGCUUGCCAAUGUCCAUGGCUGAGACUCCAUUCGGACGACUUUUGGCUGGAACCAUGGCGCAGCGGGCGUCGCUUCAAUCUCCUCUUGCUCCUCCCAACGGAGGAGGAGCCGAACUCUGUUUAGUUUAUUUAUUUUCGCCGACCUAUUCCACAUGUAUUUGUACCACUAUUUUUAAGAUUUGCAUAAAGUGUGUAGUAAUGUUGUGUAUACAUUUCUGAUUUGU
This is a messenger RNA of Drosophila teissieri, 2205 nucleotides long. RefSeq lists its product as uncharacterized. The transcript is spliced from 4 exons. NCBI's taxonomy places the organism in Eukaryota, Metazoa, Arthropoda, Insecta, Diptera, Drosophilidae. The coding region runs from base 175 to 2004 and encodes 609 amino acids. The record is from RefSeq and is a predicted model, not a curated record.